CGUUUUUCACCACAGCGGGCGUGGUUAUCUAACGGCGUCGUCGAUGGGCGUCGUCCCCACCACGGCGGUAAUGGUUUAUCUUAUCUGACGGAGUUGCCCGGGAGCAUCAUCUUCCUCUCACACAACCACACGCCAAGGCACGGUAGUGGCGAAGGGAGGAUGAUGGCUUUCUCACCGUCGAGGAUCGUCCUCUUCGCCUUCGUCGUUCUCCUCGUCGUACCCAUUCUCACCUCGUCUUCCACACCCUUCCUCGUCUUGCACGGUGUCGGAGACCAGUGUGAGAACGCAGGAAUUACGGAAUUCACUAAGCUCUUGAGCACUUGGUCCGGCUCCCAAGGAUAUUGCCUAGAAAUUGGAGACGGGAUGUGGGAUUCAUGGGUGAUGCCUCUAGAGAAACAGGCUAAUGUUAUAUGUGAAAAGGUAAAAGAAAUGGAGGAGUUCAGAAUGGGCUACAACAUAGUUGGUCUUUCACAGGGAAACUUAAUUGGUCGGGCAGUUGUUGAAUUCUGCGAUGGACCACCUGUUAAGAAUUUAAUCUCACUGGGUGGACCUCAUGCUGGUACUGCUUCUGUGCCGCUUUGUGGUUCGGGGAUUAUAUGCAUGCUCGUGGAUAACCUCAUCCAGUCAAAGGUCUACUCCGACUAUGUGCAGGACCAUCUAGCUCCUAGUGGUUAUCUCAAAAUACCAACGGAUAUCCAAGAAUAUUUGGAAGGAUGCAGGUUCCUGCCAAAGCUGAAUAAUGAGCUGCCAAAUCAAAGAAAUUCCACUUACAAGGAAAGACUUGGUAGAUUACAGAACUUGGUCCUUAUCAUGUUUGAACAUGACACAAUAUUAAUUCCUCGAGAGACUGCUUGGUUUGGAUACUAUCCAGAUGGUACUUUUACUACUGUUUUGCCUCCACAGCAGACAACACUCUACACUGAAGACUGGAUUGGUUUAAAGGCUCUGGAUGAAGCUGGGCGGGUUAAAUAUCUUACCGUCCAAGGAAACCAUCUCCGAAUCUCUCGGGAUGAUAUGAAAAAGUAUAUAGUUCCUUACUUGGAAGACGGACCACCAAUAUUCCCGAAAGAAAAACUUCUGGUUUCACAAUGGGGAGAGAUGACACCGGUUGCUGAUGAUCAUCUGCUUUCCUCCACUUAAAGAACUUGAUGAGCAAUGUAUGGUUACAUAAAACAUAUAUCCUACGAUAUUAAUGUGCCUAAAUGGAACUUGUGGAAUCUAGUUAUAUUAUAAGUUCCUAUAUAUUGUAGAUGAUAUAUAUGGGACUACUACUACACUCUUAAAAUUUGCAUUGGAACUGUUUCUAUU
Molecule: messenger RNA, 1308 nt
Organism: Zingiber officinale
Lineage: Eukaryota; Viridiplantae; Streptophyta; Magnoliopsida; Zingiberales; Zingiberaceae
Product: palmitoyl-protein thioesterase 1-like
Exons: 12
Coding region: 160-1140 (326 amino acids)
Cellular component (GO): intracellular membrane-bounded organelle
Molecular function (GO): thiolester hydrolase activity
Source: RefSeq, a predicted model, not a curated record